Lutzomyia longipalpis is the source of this 1052-nucleotide messenger RNA. Its product is annotated as targeting protein for Xklp2-like. NCBI's taxonomy places the organism in Eukaryota, Metazoa, Arthropoda, Insecta, Diptera, Psychodidae. The transcript is spliced from 3 exons. The coding region runs from base 123 to 1001 and encodes 292 amino acids. The record is from RefSeq and is a predicted model, not a curated record.
GACAUUCCACUGGAAAUUUUCCGAAAUUCAAAGAUAAUUUCUUGAAAGGAAAAAAAUUGAAUACAAAAAAUUGUCGUUUAGCGGAAGAAGCGCGUUGUUUUUGUGGAAAAAUUAAUUUCAAAAUGCCUUUUGAUUGGGAUAACAUUGAUUGUGCUUCUCCAGACUUGGAGAAUUCUGCAUAUUUCUUCUCUGUUCAACAUAUUGAACAUGAGAAAGAUUAUGAAAACAACAUUUUCGUGAACAAAGAAAAUGCCGAGAACGUAGCAAAGAAACCUGCAAAAGAAGCGAAUGUGGAUAAAAAUAAGAAGUCUCUGCAAAUCCAGGAGAAUGUGAAAAAUCAGAAAAUUCCCUUGAAGACGCGAAUAAAUCUCCAACAUGUUGCUCCAAAAAAUUUUUCCAAAGUUGGAAAAAAAUUGGAAAAUUGCAAAGCGCAAGAGAAAAAUGUUGUGCUCAAAAAAGAAGUAAAGUUAGCUCCUCGCAUCAAUGUAGCGCGGAAUGUACGACAGGUGAAAAAUCUUCCUGAGCAGGAAAAUAAAAAGACUCAAAAGUCCUUUGAGUUUCGUGCAAAACCCGCUCCUAAUUUCAAACUUCUGCAUGAGAAGCAGAAGAAAAUUCAGAAAAAACAGCCACCAAUUACAGUUCCCCAAACUCCAAUAGUCCUGAGAAAAUCUCAGGUUCAAAAUCCCAAAAAGAGACAAAUUCCUGAAAGAGAAAAAACCAAGGACUUCCGUAAUCCCAUGAAAGUUGGUAGGAAUGUCAAGGUUGUGGCAAAAGAGCCAUUCCGACCAAUAAAGGAAUCCAAGACAACCCAGGUUGUUCCUUUCAACCUCCAAACUACUCGACGUCAGGAGGAGCGUCGUCGGUUUGAUGAUCUUUCACGUCAGAUGAGGGAUCUCAAAAUUCAGAAGGAAAUGGUUGAAAAGAAGAAACAAGAAGAUCAUCUGAGGAGGGAAUUGCGCAAGAAAACUGAAUUCAGGGCACGUCCAAACCCUUUCAAAUGAGUUUAUAAAAUAAUAUUUAUUAUUCAAUAAAAUUCAUCCUCUCCACCAACA